UAUAUUAUAGAGAACUGUCCUUUUGAGGAUCAUAGUUAUUCACUGUUCCAUUUUUCUAGUCGGACUUUUUGCUUGGGUUGAUACGACUGUUGCGAACUAUAAUAGUACUAAUUCUUGGUGGUGUAAAGCGUCUUAUCAAAAUAAUCCAUUUUCAUGGAAUGAACCAAGUUAUGAUUCUUAUAUAUCGUCUCCAGCUGUUCUAUCUGAUGAGGACACAGAAGCAUCCUCCAUAAUGCCACUGCCCACAACUGCUUCAACAACAACGAGUGCCAACACAUCACAAGCUUCAACAUCGGAGGAAAUAGUCUUGCCUAAAACGUCCACUAUCACACCGACAACAGCAAGUGCUGGUCAGGAGCUACAACAGAAAUCGUUUCGUCGUACGCAUCAGCAACUAUCAUUCUCCACAGUGGAUGAUAUUUCUGGAAUUAAGCAGUACUUCUGCAGUACUGAGAAACUACAACGAACAGUUCGUAAAAAUCGAAACAGGCUGGCCAGUAGAAAAAAUGCUGGGGAAAUUAGUCGAAAUGUAGCAUUAAACAGUAUUUGUAAUGAAACUUCCAAAUCAACGUACGAGUGUUUUUGUGGAGAAGGAUGGUCCAGCGUGCACUGUGAAAAAAAGAUCGACUACUGUACAGAACUGAACGUUAGCUGUCAAAACAAAGGUAUCUGUGCUCCACUCUUCAAAGAUUUUGAAUGCUGUUGUCUUACAGCUGACACAUGGGGACGGUACUGUGAAGAACAGAGUACCAGCAGUUUGAUGAUGAAAGAUGUACGACGAGGAUUGGGUUGCAUUGCAUGGGCAGCAUUGGGAAUUGUUGUUGGAUUCUUCGUUGUAAUGGAUAUCUUGAAGUAUGGGUUUGGUACCGACCCCGUCGAGCAAGAACGUCGUCGAAAGCACUGGGAAAAAGCGAUGCGAGAACAGGUCAAGCGUCGACAGGUUCAAAUGGCUCGAGAUAGGAAUGGCAGAGGACGGCAGCAACGACGACCACAAAUUGCAUUACGACUGCGUUAUGUCGGUGGUGACACCAAACUCGAACCACCAAUGCCGGAUACAGCUACUUUGGAAUAA
Molecule: messenger RNA, 1072 nt
Organism: Didymodactylos carnosus
Lineage: Eukaryota; Metazoa; Rotifera; Eurotatoria; Philodinida; Philodinidae
Source: the annotation of a GenBank genome assembly